GGGCGGGCGAGGCGGCUGCCCCGUGCCGUUGUGGCGAAGUCUCCGGCGGCCGACCCUUGACCCGGUGACGUCACGGGCGCCCGGCCGCCCUCUUGUCUCGCCGUGGCGUGCGCGCCUCGGUCUCUACACCAACCACCUCUUCUCUCCUCCUCCUCUCCUCUCUCUUCCGUCUAAGGGCGAGUCGCUAGCGACUCAACGGACGAGGAGGAGGGUAGCCACUCUUUGAGUUGCCUCGGGCCCACCCGGGUGCCCGCAAGUGGACGCGGGAGUCUCGGCCGAGAGGGGGCGCUAUCUGGGCGAGCGAUGGCGGCGUGCGCGGUGGAGGCAAACCCGCGCGGGGACUUCCCGGCGUGGCUGGCUGCACGCGGCAUGAAGCCCACGUUCGCCGACGCCAUGGAGCGCGAGCUGGGCAUCAGCGACUACGAGGAGCUGCUGGCGUGCGCCGAGGACGCGCAGGUGACGGCCGAGCUGCUGGGCGCCGCCCGCGACCGCCUGCCCUUCGCCUUCUACGCCGUGCUGCGCCGCCUCGUGCUCGCGCUGGCGCCGAAGCGGCGGCGCGGGCGGCGCCGGCGGGGGACGAUCCCGGUCGCCGGCGACAGCGACGACGAGGGAGAGGAGCGGCGAGGGUCCUUGGACGAAGACGACGAGGACGCGGGGGCGUGCGGUCCCCGCUGCGAGGGGGCGCUGGCGAGCCGCGCCGUUCUCGGCAGCCUCCUGGACGCCAUCGUGGCAACGCUGAGCUCGCUGAGUCGCGAGCUGCUGCAGUCGGCGCAGCGGUUCCGCUGCCUGGAGCCGGCGCUCGGAGCGAUCGGCGUGGAGGCCGUCGAGGGGCCGGCGGCUCCCUCGGUGGUGGAAGGGGGAGAGCAGGACAGCGAGCCGGUGGAGACUUACCAAUCGGUGGAGGAGCAGGGAGGAUGGGCCGAGAUGAGCACCGACAACAUCAAGCAGGAGUCGGAGGCAGGCGCGGAGGCCAAGUGCGAUCUCAAGGGCUCGCAGGCUGGGGAGCCGGUCGGCGAGUGGGACCCAGCCGACUGCUACGAGGAGGAGACGGCGCACGGAUGGGCCAGCCUCAAAGCCGAGCAGGACACGGCCUGCGGUGGCGAGAUGACCGACAUGGAGUCCGGUGCUGAGCCGGCCAUACUCAUGGAUUCGGUGGUCACUGGUGAGAACUGCUACGAGUACCAGGAGGGGCAGCUCCACACCGAAAACCCCGACUUCGACCGUAAUCACUUCGCCGCCGCCGUUGACGCCGCCUCCGUUGGCCAUCACCAGCAGGCCGGCACGGCGGUGGCGGUGGGGUCCGCUCGUCCUAUCCGGCCCCACCAGCACCAACAUUACGGCACCCCGGCGGGACUGGCAAGAGAACCCAAAACCCGUGAUGGAUCCGCUUGGAACGGCGCCACGAUCAUCACCCGGCUGCAGAAGCACGAGCAAGCGGUGACGGGCGCCUCGCAGGAAUCGCCGUUUCCACCGACGGGAUCCGGCUACCGGAUCACCGUGGCGCAGCCGGCGCGGUUCAGGAGCGCCGGUCGGCGCGGCAGCGACGGUAACGGCGGCAUCGGUUCGUCCGGCUCGUCGGCCGGGCCGGCCCCGCCCCGGCCGUUCUGCUGCGAGGUUUGCGGCAAGAGCUUCCUGCAGCAGGGCUCGCUGCAGAUCCACCGGCGCCGGCACACGGGCGAGCGGCCGUACGCCUGCGCCGACUGCGGCCGCCGCUUCUCGGUGUUUUGCAACCUGACACGGCACCGCAAGACGCACACGGGCGAGAAACCGUACGCCUGCCACGCGUGCGGCAAGGGAUUCAUCCAGCUCAUACACCUCAACAAGCACCGCUGCAGCUGCGUGCUCAUCUCCUGACGCAACGUCACCGCCGCCUCGUCCGCACCAUUACACGCCCCGCGGGUGUUGCGUAGUUUUCACAGAAGUAGUUGAAGUAGGAAUGGUUCACGUGUGAUUUUUGGGUUGGGCCACCGAAUUAGCUGACCGCGGCGGUAUCGCGACGAAGCUUCCACCACUCGACGCAUUAAGUUGUCGCGCAUGCCAGCUCUCGACAGCGUGCCGAUCGCUCUUGUUUCACCUCGCUGGUGAGUUCCAGAGCAAUCCUCACGGCCAAAUUUAGCGAUUGGAAACGCGAGGUUUUGCUUGAAACUGCGUCAAACAUCAUCAGGACAGGGUCCAGGAAAUCUCGAGUAACAAUCCAGGAAGUCAGGAUCACUGCCGCAUGCUUCCUUUAAACACGUGUCGCAUCAAAACUACGCGUUUAAGCGAGUAGGGACGAUGAUGGUGAUCGCGAUGAUUGAUGUUGCUGUUGUGCUGGGCGUGAUGGAUCGCAACAGCGACGAAAAAUCAGUCGUAUGAAUAAUGAUAUUGUGAUGAUGAUUGUCAUGUGAUACUGCUGAGCGUUGCGGGAGAUCGCAUUACGGUCAUUAUGACAACAAUCUCGUGGUUUUCGUACAGUAACCACAUGGGUUUUUGUUGUUGUAGUUGCAGUCGUGGUGACAAUGCUGAUGAACCAGUGUAUACCUCUCGUCGCCGUGGCUUUGACUUCUGCUAGUUCACCCACUACGGUCUUGCCAGCGACUCGGAAAGUAUUUCCGCACUCGGCACACCAUCCAGUAUACCUCUCGUCGCUACGGUUGUGACUAGCAGUCACGUGCCACCUACUCAUCCGGUCUUGCGAGUGACCUAGACAAUGCUCUUUGGUUCUUUCGGUAAAGUCACGUAGGUAUAAAAUAAGAUUAAAUCACGACGUUUCGGGCGCAACACAAGCGUCCAUCAUCAGGUGGGACGACCACAGCAAGAAACAACUGCUCAAGUGGGCGAAACGUCGUGAUUUAAUUUUAUUUUCGACCGAUGUUACUUUACCAAAAGAACCAAAGAGUGGAUCCCUGCAAUCACGAAAACUUCAAAUCUAGAUUGACCUAGACAAUAUUGAGUGAGAUGCCUAGCCCCGGGUGAUGGCGCUAGCGAGUACGUGGUGUCGCGUAACUGUCGUAUCUGCGAUUCGUAAUUGAGUCUUGGGUGCGAGGCCGUGGAAUGAUGUGGCCAGACCGGACGCAGAAAGACUUCUUCACAAUUCUGGCAAAAACCGCCUGAAGAUGGUUGUAGUAGCCUGCGAAACAUCACACUGAAAUUGUGAAUGUUGUGGGUUUGCGCUCCCAUCGCACCGGUGUGCUGAAGUCGGAGCCGUUUGGCAACUUUUAUUCACGUGACAGACCUUACCGAUUGUCUGUCAGGUGCUGGUGGGUUAACGACACAUUUAAGUGAUCUAACCCCAAAAAUCUUGUUUUUUUUUUACACACCUAUAAGCGCCCAGAAAUGUCUGUCCGUCCCGCGCGUGACGUCACUGCAAUAGAGACCCCUCCAUUAAUAUUCAUGCCCGCGUGAAAAUUUACACUAACGCACAAGGUCGCGCACUCCACAUGCCGCACCACUCCCCCCCCCCCCCCAUUAAUAAUGAGCGGGUGACGUCACUGCACAUGGGGCAACCCCCCCCCCCCCACAUUAAUAAUCAUUAAUAUUCAUGCUGAACUAUUUUUCUAUGGAAUGUUUCAGAUUUACUGCAACAACACCCGUCCUUGGGCAAAAAAGUUCUUAAUAAUAUCCAGAAAGUCGGGAUAAAAUACAGGUGACGGUUGAAUUUGUUUGGCCAGGUCAGUGGUGGAGGGUCUUGUGAAAGAUAUUUGGCCAAAUAAUUUAAUUGACCCAACCCAAGAAUCAAUUGUGAAUCGCAUUGACUGCAAUAUCCUACGUGUUAAGUUAUGUACAGUAAGUACGUGUGUUAUGUAUUUUUUUUAUUCGGAAUAAAAGCAAUUUAUAACGCGCACAAUAUUUCACGGACAUCAAUGACCGUGACUCCCGAGGCUCGGUAGCCGACGCCCGUGUCGCUCGAAGGCCCCGGGAGAAGCAGUUGGGGCCUUCUUGGCGUCUCUCGGAGUCGCUGCCGAGUGGACGCCGCCGCCGCUACCGUGAACGUGCGGCAGCAGCGCCGGCGGGACGAUGGCCGCGUUCCAGACUGCGGUGGGGGGACGCUGCCACGGAGGAUCGAUCGUCCUGGGCCUCGGGUGUAACGAGGAGGCGGAGGUUGCGAGUCGCGCUGCUGUAGACUGUUCUUCCGCGAGCUGCGGAGCAGGGGGACGGGAGCAGAGCGACGUGGAGCACGAGCGAGAGUCGAGGCGCAGUGGCGGCACGGACGGCAGGGGACUUCGAAGCCGCCGGCCCUGCUGGCAAUGUCGGGAAGCCAGUGGAGGGAUCGGCUGAUGAGUGGACUGUUGGGGUGCUAGAUUGCGGGAUUUGACGCUGCGGUUGGCGUAGCUGUCACAGGGCAAAGUGGAGCCGAUAAGUAACGCCGAAGAACUUGAUGUGGUCAGAGGAACGGAGAGCGAAGCCAGCAAUUGUUAGUGCGCGAGAAGGGAGCGUGGACGCGGCGGCGGCGGCGGCCAACAUGAGUGGACGAGUAGGCCGUGAACAGCACGGGGCCGAGGAUUGAACCACGAGAGUGACUGGUGCGUGAGAGCUUUGCCUCCGCAGAUUAAGGCUCCACACACCGAGAGAGACCCCAAGCCUUUUCUCAGAGUGGUCGGACAUCGGGGGAGUUGUGGUCCUGGGCGUGAGAGGGGUCAGGGUGAAGCUUGCGGGGAUGCCUCUGGUUUUUCGGCGAUGUGGCAAAGUGUGUUGGUGACGUCCGUGCCCAAGGAGGUUGUGAGCUUCAGCGGUGCGUGUGUGGGGGGGGGUGGUCAUCGUUGCUGCUUCGCGGUAGUCGGAGUAGUUAGCGGUCGUCGUUGUAGCGAUAGCCUAGAAAUACAGCUGUGUCCUACCAAAUCCACUUGCAGGUUCGCGCUGGAACGGCCGGAAAAUAAUGUUUGCAGCCUUUCUAACCUCGCGCCCACGCCGUACGCGCCACUGUCGCUGUUUGACUCUGCGAGGUUUCCGACCCCCGACCGUGUCGUGAGCGUUCGAAGCAGACACGACGAGCGAGUCUGUCGGGAGGACGCUUGUACAAGAAACGCAUCGUUCACAAUAAAGUUCUGCGUACGGUUUUUUUCCCCCC
Molecule: messenger RNA, 5047 nt
Organism: Petromyzon marinus (sea lamprey)
Lineage: Eukaryota; Metazoa; Chordata; Hyperoartia; Petromyzontiformes; Petromyzontidae
Biological process (GO): embryo development; regulation of transcription by RNA polymerase II
Cellular component (GO): nucleus
Molecular function (GO): DNA-binding transcription factor activity, RNA polymerase II-specific; RNA polymerase II transcription regulatory region sequence-specific DNA binding
Source: RefSeq, a predicted model, not a curated record